AUGAUGGCGGCCAAUAUUAAAUUUCAAUCGAGCACCACCACCACGACCACCAAGGCCAAGUUGGAACGAAUAGGGGCUCAUUCUCAUAUUCGGCAUGGGUUGGGAUUGAAUGACUUGUUGGAGCCGUUGCCCAACUCGACGUUGAUUGGGCAACACAAGGCCCGUCGUGCCAUGGGCAUUGUGGCCCAUAUGAUCAAGACGAGUCCUAUGGGAGGUCGAUCGGUGCUCUUGGCAGGUCCUCCAUCGACGGGUAAAACAGCCUUGGCCAUGGCCUUGUCUCAAGAAUUGGAAAAGACGUCACAAGCCGCCAUGACAAGUCGCAGUGGUAGACCCAUUGCGCCCAGUGGCACUGGACAAAGCAAGGCUCCCUUUACCAGCCUCAGUGCCCCGCAAGUAUUUUCUUUGGAGAUGAGUGCCACUGAAGUAUUGACACAAUCCAUUCGACAAUCCAUGGGAGUUCAAAUUGAAGAAGAAACCGAAAUUAUCUGCGGAGAAGUGGUCGAACUGCAGAUGGACACCACCCUCAACACCAACAAUAAUGGUGGAAAAUACAGCAAAACGGGUAGACUGACACUCUGCACCACCGAAAUGGAAACCGUCUAUGACUUGGGUACCAAAAUGAUGGAAAUGCUGCGCAAAGAAAAGGUCAGUGCCGGGGAUGUCAUUCAAAUUGACAAGGGGUCCGGCAAAAUUUCCAAAUUGGGACGCAGUUUUUCGCGGUCACGGGAUUACGACGCCGUGGGCAGCACGACAAAUUUUGUCCAGUGUCCCGAGGGAGAACUGCAGCAGCGCAAGGUCGUGCAGCAUGUGGUGACGCUCCACGAAAUUGAUGUCAUUAACAGUCGACAACAAGGAUUCCUCGCACUCUUUGCUGGUGACACGGGAGAAAUCAAGGCCGAAAUUCGAAGUCAGAUUGAUGCCAAAGUGGCUGAAUGGAGAGAAGAGGGUAGGGCCACGUUGGUACCGGGUGUUUUGUUUAUUGACGAGGUACACAUGUUGGAUAUGGAGUGUUUCUCCUUUUUGAAUCGAGCCUUGGAGGGGGAACUGGCACCCAUUUGUAUUCUGGCCACCAACCGCGGCAUGGCCACCAUUCGUGGUACAACCUACAAGAGUCCUCAUGGUAUUCCAUUGGAUUUGCUGGACCGCCUAAUGAUUAUCCCCACUGAACCCUACACGGCAGAGGAACUACGACAAAUAUUGAAGAUCCGAUGCACCGAGGAAGAAGUGGAAAUGACACCGGAAGCACUCGAGUUGUUGACAAGAAUUGCUCAUGAAACCAACAGUUUGCGCUAUGCCAUGCAAAUGAUCAUGACAGCAUCACUGCGAUCAAGAAAACGCAACAAGGCCGCAUCCAUGGUGGAACUCAAAGAUGUACAGCAUGUAUACAAACUCUUUGUUGAUGUACAACGGUCUACCAAGUUCAUCAUGGAGUAUCAGAAUGACUUUCUCUUUAACGAAUUAAAUUCUGAUGGAAACAGGGAAGAGGACAAGGAAGCGGCAAAAUCGGAAGGAGACGCUGAAAUGGAACCCAAAGAGAAAGACUUGGAAAAGGCAGACGAUGCAACAGGGAAGAAUGAGGCUGAAUCAAUGGAAGUUAGCUAA
Seminavis robusta is the source of this 1602-nucleotide messenger RNA. The record is from the annotation of a GenBank genome assembly. Lineage: Eukaryota; Bacillariophyta; Bacillariophyceae; Naviculales; Naviculaceae.